Opisthorchis viverrini is the source of this 216-nucleotide messenger RNA. RefSeq lists its product as hypothetical. Bases 1 to 216 code for a protein of 71 amino acids. NCBI's taxonomy places the organism in Eukaryota, Metazoa, Platyhelminthes, Trematoda, Opisthorchiida, Opisthorchiidae. The transcript has a single exon. The record is from RefSeq and is a predicted model, not a curated record.
AUGCCGUUCAGCGCCAUGCUUGCGUGUCUUACGUCUUUGGCAUCGCUGGGAUUAAAGAAUCUGCGGAUGCAGAGAGUUGGUAAAUUUCAGUGUGGACCAGGCUACGAGUACUUCGAGAACCUGAUGGCUUUCGUGUUGUUCGAACCUGUGCGGACUGAUACAGACCCGCCUGAUGAUAUAACUAUCGCGGUAUCAAUGAUGCUCAAUACGCAGUAG